Molecule: messenger RNA, 1391 nt
Organism: Bombyx mandarina (wild silkworm)
Lineage: Eukaryota; Metazoa; Arthropoda; Insecta; Lepidoptera; Bombycidae
Source: RefSeq, a predicted model, not a curated record
UUUAUAGAAAAGAUAGAGAUGUUUUUAAUAAAUAAAGAAUUAGUCGUACUUGUGUUAACAUUUAUCAUUGCCGAUGGAAAACGUUGGUAUACAGCUUCAACAAAAAUAUAUCAAAAAAUACAACACAAACCAAAUCACACUGAUAACAUUGGCAGUAUCGUACCGCAAAUGUUAUUAACCAGUAACCAAAGUGACAUUAAUUUUAAUGAAAAUGUAUUUGAAUUUAGAAAAAGAUCUAAUAGCAUCGGGGCUAUUCCGGGAAUGGAUUAUUUGAAGUAUUUUAAUUCUACAAACGACUUGAAAAGAACACAAUCUGGCAAGAUCUCACGAAAUCAAAAUAAACGGUUUCUUGGUGUGUUUCAAAUAGUAAAAUUUAUGCAUGCGCCAUGUAACUCCAGCAAUGGUUUAACUGGAACGUGUGUGCCUCAACAUGAAUGUCAAACUAUUGGAGGUACCGCUUUGGGGACCUGUGCAGACGGAUACGGAAUCUGUUGUGUGUCUCAAUUCCUGUGCGAUGAGAAUUCUGCUGCCGUGACAGGAUGGUUUAUUAACUCAGAGUUUCCAUCUCCAAGUUAUGAAAGACUAUCGUGCACUUUCACCUUGCAUAAAUUUUCAGAAGAUAUUAAGCAAAUUCGUCUAGAUUUCCAUAGUUUUGAAUUGCUACCUCCUUCAGGAGGAGUAUGUCUAGAAGAUCAGUUUGUAGUUUCUGGUCAGAAUGCAAAUGAUUUUAUACCGAUCAUUUGCGGUAUCAACACGGGCAAGCAUGUGUACAUCGAAGUCGGUGAAGUGGACGGUCCUAUUUUCCUUUCCAUGCAAACGGUCUCACAAGAACGAAGACUCUUUUCUAUAAAAGUGACACAGCUGAGAGCCGGUGACGAUCUCGCCGCUCCAACAGGUUGCCUGCAGUACUUCGAAGAAGCGGAAGGUUCAUUUGAAUCAUUCAACUAUCAAGAUAAAUCCGAUAUAGCAAUAUCAACAAGGCCGGGCUAUUUCAACAACCUAAACUAUGCAAUUUGUAUAAAGCGAGCUGCAAAAGCCUGCGGCAUCACGUACACUAACGUCGGGGAUAUGCAAAUUGUCAAUUACGAUACAGAUGGUCUACCGGUGAUACCGCCUUAUCAAGCUGGAGUGGAGAUAUUCGACUGCCCUAGCGAUUGGCUAUUAAUUGCCGCUACAAGACUUUGCGGCGAUCGUCUCAACGAUGGUUCUGUGCUUCAAGACUUUUCCCUAAACGCUCCAGUGACAGAUACAAACGCCGGCCCCAUAGUGAUUUGGUUUAGGACGGACGCAGGGUAUGUGGGUCGUGGUUUCAGUCUACAGUACAAACAAAAACCUUGUAUGAUUGAUGCGUAGCUUAUCAAAAAUAAAAAAACCUGUAACUUCGUUUACAA